CAUCAGGUUCACAAUAGUUCUAUAGCCUAUAAAAGAGAAAUAAGAAAGGCAAUUUUAAUAAAUGUAAGACAUUUGUAACACAUUUUCAUAUAUGAAGUGUUAUACAAACGUACGAUUUUAGAUUGUGGUCAGUUGAAUCAGAAUAAAUCGAACAAGUGACUUGCACAGAAAAUUCUGUACGGUAAACAAUGAAGAUCUCAGAGGUGUUAAAUUGCAGUUUCUCCUCCUGGUAUCCCAGGUUUAAGGAUUACACUAUCAAAAGUCAAAUCCUUCCAUUGCCACAGGAGUUUGUAGAUUACCUUCUUGCUGACCAAGUUGUCCUGCCGGAAGGGACAGUUGCUAUGUCAGCUAGUGACUCCGAUACAGAAGACAACAGAAAUACUGAGGCUCCAAGUUUUCCAGAAUUUGAAGUGUUAUUGAAGAAUACAAUCAAAAGAUUAGGUGGGCAGGUUUUCCCAAAAUUAAAUUGGUCAGCUCCCAAGGAUGCUACAUGGAUAUCAUUUGAUAGAACAUUAAAAUGUACAUGUACCAGUGAUGUCUACCUCCUGUUAAAAAGUUCAGAUUUUAUAUCCCAUGAUCUCACACAACCGUUUAAACAUUGUUGUGAUGACGAGAAUUUGAAGAACGAGACCAGUGUAAAAUACGAGCUAGUUCUGAGGAAGUGGCAGGAGUUGAACCCGGCAUAUGAAUUCAGAUGUUUUGUUAAAGAUAACAAACUCAUUGGAAUAUCCCAAAGACAUAAUGACAUGUAUUACAAAUUUAUACCAGAAAACAGACAGGAAAUCAUUUCAGACAUACAGGCAUUCUAUUACCACAUUGUGAAAGACAACUUUCCUGAUAAAAGUUAUUGUUUCGAUGUAUACCGAAGGUGUCAAGGCAAGUUGCUAUUGUUGGAUUUUAAUCCAUUUGGACGUGUGACAGAUGGUUUGUUGUAUACAUGGGAAGAAUUAGAGAGUGAUGAUUUAUUACCAGCCGAUGACACCCAACAUCAUGUUCCAGAAAUGAGAUGUGUUGAAUCACCGUCUGGAGUUAGAUCUAACCCCUAUGGAGCAUACGCCUUCCCUAAAGAUUUUAUAGACAUUUCUAGUGGUGAUGAUCCUGCAAAGCUGAUACAGUUGUUACAACUGAAAACACAAGAACAGAAUGGAACAGUGUCAAGUGAUGAGGAAUCUACUGAUUAUCCUGGGACAUGAUGAUGUAUUAGUGCUCUGUGUUUUAAAUUUGAUGACUUUUAUAAAAAAAAUUUCCAAUAUUCUCUAGCAGUGUUCUGAGCAGCCGAGAAGGCUUUUUCCCCUUAAGAAAAUAAUUGAAUAAUGGAAGAUAGAGGCACUUUCAUACCUUAAAAUAAAUCAGUGUUAUGUAUUUUGAUCCAAAAUGUUUCAAGAUGUUCUUUUGUAACAAAUAUUUAUAUUUUCAUCAUUUUAAAAUGCCAGGGCAUUUUUUCUUGAUUCUCCCAGUUUUACACAAUAAUGUCCUCUAAAUAACAGUUUAAAACUAAAAUUGACUUCUGUAAGAAGUAUUAAAUGGAUAAUUACAUGAAAGUUAAACAUUACAGGUCAGUUAAUACUUAAAGUAAUAUCGCCUGUACAAUGUUGGUGAGAACCUUAUUCUUCUUACAUGUCUAAAAUGUCCCAAAUCGGUGAUGAAUGUGAUAGUAUUACAGUUCUAGUUUUGUCUGUGGCAUUUUGUGUCCCAGGGUUUUUUUUUAUAGAAAAUGGUCUGUGACUAAAUACAAUAGAUAUAUUUUUGAUUCUGUA
Molecule: messenger RNA, 1757 nt
Organism: Ruditapes philippinarum (Manila clam)
Lineage: Eukaryota; Metazoa; Mollusca; Bivalvia; Venerida; Veneridae
Product: cell division cycle protein 123 homolog
Exons: 12
Coding region: 189-1193 (334 amino acids)
Cellular component (GO): cytoplasm
Source: RefSeq, a predicted model, not a curated record